CAAUCUUCAAACAAGCGACACAAGGCGACGUUUUUUCGGUGCCGUGUCCCACCAAACGAUCCCGCGUGGUGACCCGAAAUGGCAUGGAUGUGUUCAUGGCGGUAGAGAACGUGGUCAGGUGUGCCGAAAUUACCAGCGGAUCCGCCUACAAGACGCUCGACAUUGCCGUGAAUUUCCCAAUCCUUUCCCUAGAACUCAAUGCCUCCGGGACGUUGCUCGCUGUCGUGGGUGAGUGCGCCGUCGUUGUCACCUCCUUGCCAUCACCGGGCUUCAUGCAGCGCGGUGCACAGACCAUCACGGUUAAGAACUACAGCGUGGGCGUGCGUGACUGUGCGAUCUUAAAAGUUCUCUGGAACGGCGCUGCGCGCCAUGAUUCCACAUUGCUCACACUCAGCGCGGACAAUGUCAUCCGCCUGUACGAUCUUGCGCUUUCGCACCACUACCCACACUCUGAGUACAAUGUUAAGCCGCAGAGACAGAGUGGCUUCUUCUCUGCCGAAGCGAUGGAGGGAGAACCAGUUUCUAUAUCCUUUGGCGCAGCCUCCAACCCUCAGGGCAGCCUUACGCUCUAUGUGCUCACGUCUGUGGGCGAGGUUUUCGCUAUAUUUCCUUUCUCCCCCGCGGUUCUUGCAGUUUCGCAUGCCUUUGUCGAGGUUUUAUUUCACGAGGCGGCUCUCAAGGUCAAGGAGAGCUCACAGGAGGAUUCAGAGUCUGAGUACCCCAAUAAGCAGCAAUCAGUGUUGCAGCUCCAUUGGGCGGCCCACUUGUGGAAGCAGGUCGAUUCCAGCACCACAGAAGUACGUGUGGACAACUCCAACGGGGUCUCGGAUAUGUUGUACUUGCUAUCCCCGGAGAAAUUGGGCACCCCGAAGCUCCAAGGCCCACUCGGAAUGUCGCCGUUCCCUCAGAAGUUGUACGACUCACUGGCCACGGAUAUUACUAGCGUUGCCUGCGGCGAAACCACCGUGCUCGCGGUUGCCUUUACCGACGGGGUGCUCAUCUGUGUGCAAAACGAUGAAUUGAGCAUGGCGUGGACCGCCAAGGAAGACAACGAGAGUGACGAUGAAAGCAAUAUCAGCGUGGGUUACGUCAGUCUGGAAGACACUCCGUGUUUGUCUGUAGCAGAAUACAUUGAGUUUCCACUGUGUGAGCUGCUUUCAAUCGCUAAGAGUUCCACACCGUAUGUGUUCUACGUCAUCACCGACACCUUUCUCCAGGUGAACUUUAGCAAAUGGGGGAAAGUGCUCAACAAUGCGAUCGUUGAGAGCAAGCCCGGACUCUUCAUAGCUUUGUUGUCUGCGCCCCUUGAGACGGAGUUGCUGGUGGUCAGAGAGGCCCGGGAUGGCGAAACUGCCGCCCAGGCGAUGCUUCUCGGGAUUUGCGAGUUAGGCGAGGUGCCAGUGGUUGUUACCGUGGGCGGGAAGUCGGUUGAAAUCGUAGAGGCAUACCCAAAACCCCCCGUCGAUGGGUCCAAAGCUCGAGCUCCGAUUCUCGCUAAAUCCGAUGUGAAGGUCUACGAAACUCUCCUUAGCGGACCCCUCUCGGAAAUCACCCAGCUCCUUGAACAAGUUCAUAUUUCCAACAUCAAGGCUGUUCCCUUGACUACCGAUAAGACCCAAGCUAUCUCGGGAACCCCCCACGAAGACGUGGUCAGCGAUUUCAAUGCCGUAUCCCAGGCCACCAUCCAACAGGUGAUUAACUUGCACAAGGUGGGCUUGGCGCUUUACCACCGCUUGAUCGACCAGCAGCGCGAGUUACGCCGUCAGGUCGAAACUGUGGCAGACCUCAGUGUUAGAGACAAAGUGUUAGAGAAAGUGGCAUCGAAGACCGACAAACAGGCUGCUGUGACCAGAAUCGACACCGCGGUCAAGAGACAGGCGGAGUUGGUGGAGCGUUUGGCCGGCCUCGAACAGAAGGUACAGGGCUACGUGGCAAAACAGCGCGCAGAAAUGCCCAUUAGUAGCAGCGAGGUUGCCUGGUUCAAGGAGAUUAACGACGUUAAUGCGGUGUCAGGUGUUGCUGGGUUCAAGACGAGACUUUCUGGCUUGGAGCAACAGUUCGAGAAUAUUAAGCAACACGUAGCGAGGCCCGCGGUAGCGCCGCCGGUGGAGGAUGUGCACAGGUUCAACAGCUUGAAGAUGUAUUUGGAUGAGGAGCAAGCGUUGAUGCUGUAUAUGGAGGUGAUUUUGAAGCAGGGUUUGGAAACGUUGGGGCUGUUAGGGCUCUGAGUGAGGGAGUGUAGCUUUAUCUCGUAAGAGCUUUCCUCAUCAAUAUACCCCCCAAAAAUUCAUCUUGAAGUGAAUUAUUAUCAUUACUAAACCGUCGGUAUUAGUUGUAGUUAUACAGGUAUGCUUUUAUUCAGCCAUCUAUGCCGAGUUCUUUGCCUAUGAACAUAAUUUGAUGUAUGACUUGAAACCGAGAUUUAGAUUUCAC
This is a messenger RNA of Babjeviella inositovora NRRL Y-12698, 2433 nucleotides long. RefSeq names its product linker nucleoporin (gene NUP82). Gene Ontology annotation, biological process: ribosomal large subunit export from nucleus; mRNA export from nucleus; ribosomal small subunit export from nucleus. The record is from RefSeq and is a predicted model, not a curated record. The transcript has a single exon. Gene Ontology annotation, cellular component: nuclear pore. Gene Ontology annotation, molecular function: structural constituent of nuclear pore; protein binding. The coding region runs from base 84 to 2228 and encodes 714 amino acids. NCBI's taxonomy places the organism in Eukaryota, Fungi, Ascomycota, Pichiomycetes, Serinales.